Molecule: messenger RNA, 2143 nt
Organism: Diorhabda sublineata
Lineage: Eukaryota; Metazoa; Arthropoda; Insecta; Coleoptera; Chrysomelidae
Product: zinc finger protein 578-like
Exons: 6
Coding region: 1-1602 (533 amino acids)
Biological process (GO): regulation of transcription by RNA polymerase II
Molecular function (GO): protein binding; RNA polymerase II cis-regulatory region sequence-specific DNA binding; DNA-binding transcription factor activity
Source: RefSeq, a predicted model, not a curated record
AUGGAAAGUGUUAUACGAGAAGGCACUUUAAAAUUACUAAAAAACGAGAGUACCUGUGAUGUUAUUUUGAGUUGUCAAGGUCGCCGAUUGAUGGCUCACAAAGUCAUUCUAUCGAUGGUUAGUCCUGUUUUUCGAGAUCUUUUAAAAGAAGAUGGAAUUAAUCCUGCAGUAGUUAUAUUUCCUGAUUCGUCGAGUAAUAUAAUGGCACUAAUUUUAGACUAUAUUUAUACCGGUUCAACUAUGGUAUAUUCAAAUUCAAUGGAAGAAUUUGUAAGUCUCAUGAAAUUUUUGAAAAUAAAGUUGGACAAAAGUUUUCCGAUACCACCAAAGACGGAAGAAAAACAGGAAACCCUAUAUAAGGUGGAUACGCAUACCUUUAUUAAAUCUGGAAUUGAAAAUUACAAAAAAAAUAAAACAUUGCCUGAGUUGAUUCCCAUAAAGAAAAUUGAGGAGUUGAGGAAGCGACAAAAAAUGAGUUGUGUUUUACCCAGUCCGUGGAAACCGAGAAUCGAAACUAUUUAUGGAGAUCCUAGAGAAGCUAUACUGGAACAACCGGAUUACAUGAUUUCUACAGAUCCUCAUCAUCAUUCGUACGAAAAUGAUUCUAACAACAAUUACCGAUUCCCCGCGAGAGUAAGGUAUAAACAAAAUUUGUUAAAAAAAGAAGAAACGUGCUCCUUAGAGUCUAUUUCUACUUUGGAUGCAGUAUUUUUAAAUACACAUCAAGCACCAAAGGUAGAAAAUGGGUUGAAUGUUGAUAUAGAUAGAAAAAAUGAUAAACUCAUCUUACCAGAUUUAUCGGUUCGAGAAACACAUACGUCGAAUCAAAAUUCAUCUCGUCGUAGUUCUUCAAGUGAAGAUUUUAAAGACAAUUCGAACGGAUCUAUGAAAAGCUAUGGAUACAAAACAAUUAGUGAUAGAGAAGAUGAAGCAAAGUUUGACGAAUCGAACAGUGAUAAACGGAAACCUUUCAAAUGCGAACAAUGUGGGAAGUGCUUUAGUCAACUAAGAAACUAUAAAUAUCAUCGAUCAGUUCACGAUGGCACGAAGGAAUUCGCUGCUAAAUGCCCUGAAUGCGGAAAGAUAUUUAACGAUAAAGGCUACCUUUCAAGUCAUCUGAAGAUUCAUAGAGAUAAGAAAGAAUACGCCUGUUCACAUUGUCCCAAGAGAUUUAAUCAGAGAGUAGCCUACAACAUGCACACUAGAAUACACACAGGUCUAAAACCUCAUGAAUGUUCAGCUUGUGGAAAAAGUUUUUCAAGAAAAAUGUUACUGAAGCAACACCAAAGAGUACAUACUGGAGAAAGACCGUAUUCUUGUCCAGAAUGUGGUAAAACUUUCGCAGAUAGAUCCAACAUGAGUCUACAUGCCAGACUCCAUACCGGUAUUAAGCCAUACACAUGUAGCUUGUGCCCAAAAAGUUUCACCAAAAAGCAUCACCUCAAAACUCACAUGAAUUUCCAUACGGGUCUCAAGCCGUAUACUUGUGAAAAAUGUGGUCUGGCUUUUUCGCAAAGUAGCAACAUGAGAACACAUUACAAAAAGUGUCUUUUGAAAAAUCAAUAUACCGAAAAGAAAACACAAAAUGAACACUCAUCAUGAUCAUUAGCAAUCAACAUUCAAAUAAUUUCAAAGAUUAUAUAUACAGUAUGUCGUAUUUAUUAUUAAAUUACCUUUACGUUUUUAUUUAUAAAAAAAUUGUGAAUCAGCCUUGUUUUGUCCUUGUUGUCCUAGUGACCGAGCAUCCAAAUGAGCUGGACUAUCUUCUUCAUUUCUCUAUCCUUUAUUUCCGCUCCCUUAUAUCGUAUUCUCAGUUAUUUGAAAGUGUCUUCAAAUCCUACAUCUAUCUUUGGUAUUUCUGUUUUUUCCACCUCUCUUGCUUUGUUUUCUUGAACUUGUGGAAACCUUAACUUCAAAUUUGAUGUUAUAUACAUCAGUAGCACUUGAAAAAUAUUUGGGGAAUAUCAAUACGGCUUCACAUAGAGUAGUUCGACAACAGACGCAAUACAUAUAUUAAAACUAAUGAUGAAAAGAGAAAUCGAUCACCAAAUAUAUAUAGCAAAGCUCUUCAUCGAUUUUCCGUGAGCCUUUGACUCAAUCAAAAGAAACUGCCUAUUGACAGUACUAAAACAACAAAGUGUAG